Messenger RNA from Branchiostoma belcheri (Belcher's lancelet), 2966 nucleotides. Its product is annotated as fibroblast growth factor receptor 3-like. The record is from RefSeq and is a predicted model, not a curated record. The transcript has 18 exons. Gene Ontology annotation, cellular component: signaling receptor complex. Gene Ontology annotation, biological process: protein phosphorylation; positive regulation of kinase activity; multicellular organism development. Lineage: Eukaryota; Metazoa; Chordata; Leptocardii; Amphioxiformes; Branchiostomatidae. The coding region runs from base 110 to 2563 and encodes 817 amino acids. Gene Ontology annotation, molecular function: transmembrane receptor protein tyrosine kinase activity; protein binding; ATP binding.
AGAUGAGGUCAAGUUUUUCUCUCAAUCCCAGUUGCAGAAGACCCCAGUUUUGUGGUGACAGCCUACCGUAGUACGUCUGAGUCUGUCCGUGUGUCCUGGUCUGCUGAGGAUGCUGGGACGAACCCACCUGCUCACCCCUCCACUGUGUAUGUGGUCUUUGUACAGCAGGGGGAUGGAGAGUGGCUCCAGGUCAAUCAGACUACCUCCUCACUUCUCACGGCAAAGGGGCUCCCAACAUGCCACAGGUACCACCUGCAGGUCGCAGCAGUGGGCCGGCGGGGUCUCCAGAGGCUCUCUCCAGUGGUCUAUCUCGACUAGCAGUGUCACAGACCUGACCAUUGGAACAGUGAUGUUUGAUGGAUCCCGCUUCCAGGCAGCCGUGACUUGGCAACAUCCUGCCUGGUGGGGAGAGGCAGGACAACUUACACACUACAGCAUCUCUGCAGACAGGUCUCCCUACUGUCAGGACAAGAUAUUCCCUUUCAGUUCUGAACGUCACCUCACAAAUGAGACAAGACAAGUUUAUCUGGAUGUACCAAAGGGUGGGAUUGGCUGCAUUAUCUACUUCAAGCUUCAACCCUACACUACAUGUGGUGCAGCUGAGGGAACCGUAAUUGUGUUAGAUCUCACAGAUUGUUCCCAGAUUGAGAAUUACACCUGCGUACCUGAAACACCAGGCCCAGUACAGAACAUCCGUGCCACAGUCAUCCCCAUGUCUGACGGGAUCUCCACAAACCUGACAUGGGACAGGCCGAGCCACGGCACAGGCCAGAUCUCCAGCUUCCUGGUCAGAUGGGGACAGUGUGUCACUGUCAGUUUUCUCAGCUGGAUCAACGAUACUACUGCAAACUCUACUAUAGUACCAGGGAACGUACAACACUACCUUUUGAGAGAGCUCAGACCAAGUGGACGCUAUGGAGUGCAGGUGCUUGCCUUGACCCCUUAUUAUUCCGAGAAUGAUGUGAACUUCCACAUAGCUCAUGUCACCUGCUUCGAAACAGGGGGUCUUCAUGUUCAUGGUACUACAGAAGUAACCCUAUCCAAGAUGAGGACAGCCCUACUGGAGAGCACCCUGCCCUAUGGCCUGCCAGUUGGAGAAACCAUCCCUCCCAGUGCCUCCACCAGUCCCCUGCCUCUGUACAUCUACAUUGUCCCAGCCUGUAUAGCUGCCAUCCUGCUGGCUGUCUCCUACUGCUACUAUCGCCACUACAAGUUCUCCAGCCUGACCAAGACUGUAGAUGAUGAGGCAAUGUGGAAGAAGAACAUCUACAUCGCAGGUCAUCAUCAACCUGCAGACAGUUUGGACGUUGUAAAACCGGAGCCAUGUGAUCGCUGGGAAAUCCCCUUCUCGCGCCUCACGCUUUACGAGACACUUGGUCGAGGUGCCUUUGGCAAGGUUGUGAGAGGAGUCCUGAUGGGCAGCGUACCAACACACAGGAAGGCCUCCUCCCCCAUCGCAACAGAGAAGGCCAAGAGCUUCAAUGUGACGGUGGCUGUAAAAAUGCUCCAUGAGUUGGCAGGAGAGUGCCAAGUUCAGGCCUUCCUAGAAGAGAUCCAGCUGAUGAAGAGAGUUGGUUAUCAUCCCAACGUGGUGAGUCUGCUGGCCUGCUGCACCACCGGGAGUCCUAUCUGCCUGGUCGUGGAACACAUGCCACAGGGCGACCUCCUCCGCUAUUUGCGGAGCAAGCGUUCCCAGGUCUAUGCAGGCAGUGGGGAUGAACUUCUCGGAGGGGAGGGCAGUCUCACCCAGAUGAACUUACUGUCCUUUGCUAGACAGAUAGCAGUGGGAAUGGAAUUUCUGUGGCAGAAAGGGUUUGUGCAUCGCGACCUGGCAGCCCGAAACGUCCUUGUAGGAGACGAUGGGGUUGUAAAGAUUGGAGACUUUGGACUGACUCGCUACGUUUACACGGACAAGAUCUACGUCAGCAAGAGAGGCGGCAAACUGCCAAUCAAGUGGAUGUCACCAGAGGCCAUCUUUGACCAGACUUUUACGGCACAGAGUGACAUCUGGUCGUUUGGAGUGGUUCUUUGGGAGCUGUCGACCCUGGGGGGCUGCCCCUACCCCGGCAUUCAGAACAGGGACAUGCUAGCUCUGCUGCAGAGGGGACACAGGAUGGAGCAGCCAGAAAACUGCCCUGAUGAGAUGUACCAGUUGAUGCUUACCUGCUGGCACGAGCGUCCAGAAGAUCGCCCCUCUUUUACUGACAUCCGCAACUUCUUGGAGGACCUCAUGGAGAAAGACACCCCCUACCUGGACCUCCGAGUGGACCGGUCCAAGGACUACUACAAGGCGGUGGACAGCAGUGAAGAUGACAGUGUGGAAGUUGUUGAACCCGGCACUUCUUGUCUCGUAGCUCCCUCAGCUGCCGGGCAAUCUGCAACUUUGCCACCAUCUUCUCUUGAGUCUGCUGGGACCAUGUCAGCCAACCAAUGGCCAGCCAUGGUACCUUCUGAGUGGAGCCCUCCAAAAGGCAUAACCUUACCCAGAACAUCUAAGGAGUCACUCUCCAGCCAACCUUCGUCCCACCCUGACCUUACAGACAGCAACAGUUCCCAUGUUUGAAACUGACUGUAUGUAAAAGGCUACAGAGAGUACAACUCUGACAGUAGAUUCUGAUUCUCUGCAAAUGCUGACUGAGAUAUGUCCAAACUUUCGGUAACACAGUUGAGCAUUUACUGCAUUUGGGUACUACCAUUUGGGUAGUCAUACUAGUAGUAGAAAUAUCUACUAGUAUACAUUGUAUAGAUCUAGUACAAUUUGGCUGGCAACUGUCUAACUCAAUUGACAGUUUGUCUGGUAAAUUAUUUGGCCUAAUUCUACUAUUCUUUCAGCAAGUACACACACACACUACACGCAAACAUACAUGUACACACAGACCUCUGAACACAAGCAUGCACACACUGCACACACACUUCACCUCAGCCUCCUAGAUGGGCUGACCAAUAAACUGACCAUUGUUUAUGUA